GGAGGUUUUUGACUUCUCAGGUUUUAAGUGAAUCUUUUUUCUUUUAGGGGGAGGGUGUGGAGGAGGAACUUCCCUAGUUCACAGUCCUUCUGGAAAAUUUUGCCUGAUCAAAAAACAGCUUUAAUUUUUCUUAAAUAGAUUGCCAGUCGGUCCUGUAAUCCCAGUAGGAACAAAGGAGCACCAUGCUGCAUGUGAAUCUGCUUCCUCACGCACCCAGGCCAGCUUGCGGCGUGCAGCUGAGACACAAGCUCUGUCUUGUCCCCUCACGCGCCCUUACGGAUGAGGGAAAUGCCCUUUGCUCAUUUCUGAGCAGUAGAAAUAUGUUGAUAGAAGCACCACAAACAUGCAACUGUUUUUAUUCAGAUCCUAGUGCUUCCCCCACCCCACUGCCUAUACUGCUGUCUGCCAGGGAGGGACUUUUCAUAGCGCAAAGAGAAGAUGGCAUGUGGGAAGCCUUUCAGAUCCUCCCAAGCCUGAGGUUUCUGCUGCCUGGUCCAGCGAGGCUGCGCCUUUGGAGGAGGGCCUGUGGCAGCAACAGCAGGGGAGGAGGAGCCGGAGCUGGCAAAGAGCUGUUCCUGCUUACAGCCAGCAGAUUAUCAUCUCCUCAUCCCCGCGCCGAGGCGCUGGCCAUGCUGGAGGGGCUGCCCAGGGACCUGCUCUCUCUCUGUGACCCCUGCCGUUCCCCAGGGUUGCCACAAUGGUGAAAGAGGAUAUCGGAAAUGAGAAUGAAGAUUCUGAGCUGUCAGCGUAUGUGAAAAAUGGCAUGAUUCCUAUGCACGAGAAAAGUAAGGAAGGGCCAGCAGUGGAUGCCAAAGGUCCUGAUGGGAAUACCCAAACAGAGGAAACCGCUCUCUUGAAUCACUGUGCUCAGCAACCUCAGGAACCGAUAGCAGGGGAUUCAACACCUGCAAGAAAUCUGAGGCAAAUAUUUGCCUGUCCUCCUCAAGGUGUACUGGCCAGAAUAGUGACAAACGUUGUGAUCGUGGUCCUGGUUUGGGCUGUGGCUUGGUCCAUCACUGGGACUGAGUGUCUCCCAGGUGGAAACCUAUUUGGAAUUCUGUUUCUUUAUUUUUUUGCUGUCAUUGGAGGUAAAAUUUUUGGACUCAUUAAAAUACGAACACUGCCUCCUCUUCCUGCUCUUCUUGGGAUGUUACUUGCUGGUUUUUUCAUCCGAAAUACCCCAGUCAUCAGUGACAUCGUCCAAAUAAACCUUCACUGGUCUGCAGCACUGAGGAAUAUUGCUCUUUCUGUUAUCUUGACUCGAGCAGGACUUGGCCUGGAUCCAAAAGCUCUUAAGAAGCUGAAAGCAGUUUGUUUACGGCUUUCUUUUGGACCAUGCAUCUCAGAGACAUGCACAGCUGCUGUUCUUGCCUACUUCUUCAUGCAUUUGCCGUGGCAAUGGGGAUUUAUAUUAGGUUUUGUUCUAGGUGCUGUUUCCCCUGCUGUUGUGGUGCCGUCAAUGCUGGUACUACAAGCAGGGGGAUAUGGAGUGGAGAAAGGUGUCCCAACUCUGCUAAUGGCUGCUGGCAGCAUUGAUGACAUCCUGGCCAUUACAGGUUUCAACACCUGCCUUGGGAUGGCCUUCUCUUCCGGUUCUACUCUGUACAAUGUGCUCCGUGGAGUGCUGGAGGUCGCUGUUGGCAUAGUAGCUGGGGGGAUUCUGGGAAUGUUUCUUCGGUAUUUCCCAAGCCAUGAUCAGACAUCUCUGGCAUGGAAGAGAUCCUAUCUUGUUCUGGGUCUGUCUAUGUUUGCUGUUUUUGGCAGCAUCUACUUUGGUUUCCCUGGAUCAGGAGGGCUCUGCACAUUAGUCUUAGCUUUUGUUGCCGGUGUGGGAUGGUCUGAUGACAAGAGGGAAGUAGAAAAAAUUGUUGCAGUUGCAUGGACUGUCUUUCAGCCUUUUCUCUUUGGUUUAAUUGGAGCAGAAGUAUCUGUCAUGUCUCUUAGGCCUGAAACUGUUGGGCUCUGUAUCGCUACAUUAAGCAUUGCCCUCGUUGUACGAAUCCUAGCAACAUUCCUAAUGGUGUGUUUCGCUGGGUUUAAUUUCAAGGAGAAAGUAUUUGUCUCGUUGGCAUGGAUGCCCAAAGCCACUGUCCAGGCUGCAAUAGGCUCCCUUGCCCUGGAUACUGCAAGAAGUCAUCAGGAUGAGCAACUGGAAAAGUAUGGAAUGGAUGUACUGACAGUAGCUUUCCUGGCGAUCUUGAUCACGGCUCCAAUUGGAGCCCUGGUUAUUGGCUUGGCAGGGCCCAGACUUUUGCAGAAGGCUCAAACAAAUAAGAAGGAAGAUGAGGAAGGUGCUGAGGCUGGAGAAGAGCCAGAGACCUGUGAGAGUUCGUAAGAUAGAUGCGUACGGGAAUACAGUCCUUCAGCCUCUGCUACGUUUGUCGAGUAAACACUGCGUCUUUUAAUCUUUCUGGGGGAAACCAAAACAAGCAUCUGUUGUAUCUACUAUUUUAAAGCAGCCCUGGUGGAGUUUUUCCUAAAAUAUUUUUAACUGUUGAUGGUGCCUUAAGAGAUGAAUGAGCUAAACAUACAGUGAAUAGGCUGCCGAAGCAAUGAGUCACUGGAGAAGUCGGCAGUCAACAGUUAUUUGAAACGAGUGGUUGUGAGGCCAGGAAGAGGAUCUGAAUUGUUCAGGCGUGGAGUUGGAGUCAUGAGAUGGAAUAUAAACAGAAGAAAAUGGAGACUAACAUAGUUAACUUUUGGUGGCUGGAACUGGGCUGUGAGAUGAUGAGUUCAAAGGCUCAAGAAACGUGACUUCUGAAUUAGACAGGACUGUUCACACUCAGUGAACAAGUCCUGCCACUGGGGUUGGUGAUUCCCUCUCCCUCCUCGUUUGUGUUCCAAAACAUGCCUUCUCCUAUUGCUGUUCCUCCCCAGAACGCAUGCACUGCUUUGUGCCUUCAAGGGACUGUCAGCUCUAUCGUAGCGAGAAACAGCAAGCAGUAUGAGGUGCUGGAGGAGACGGUCAGCUCUGUCAGGGACUAUGGUAAUACAGGAGUAGCUAGUGCUGACAAAA
Messenger RNA from Rhea pennata, 3016 nucleotides. Its product is annotated as sodium/hydrogen exchanger 9B2-like. Gene Ontology annotation, molecular function: antiporter activity. Gene Ontology annotation, cellular component: membrane. The transcript is spliced from 12 exons. The record is from RefSeq and is a predicted model, not a curated record. Lineage: Eukaryota; Metazoa; Chordata; Aves; Rheiformes; Rheidae. Gene Ontology annotation, biological process: proton transmembrane transport. The coding region runs from base 698 to 2335 and encodes 545 amino acids.